AUGCAAAAAACGGAAUCAGUACAUAUACAGAGGGCGACGUUAGCGGAAAAAGAAGUAACAACGUUAAAAGAACAACUGAAUAGCAAUACAACAUCGAACAACUGCGAAAACAAGGAUACCUCAAACAUGGACAGACAUAGCUUUGAAACUGAAAUCGCUGCCAAAGACAAAGAACGAGAACAGAAAAAUAGAAUGGGCGUUCUGUUAGAAAUUUGUUAUUUGGGUGAAGAACAUGUGUAA
This is a messenger RNA of Acanthoscelides obtectus, 240 nucleotides long. Lineage: Eukaryota; Metazoa; Arthropoda; Insecta; Coleoptera; Chrysomelidae. The record is from the annotation of a GenBank genome assembly.